AUGCCCUCGGCAUAUGACCAGAAGAAGUCCGAUUCGGUCAAGAAGGGCAACACUGUCAAAACUGCCUUUGACAGUGAGAGUUUCGAUGCCGACUGGACUAUCCACGUCCCAGGCCUUGUGGGCUCGGCGACCAUAUCCCCUUCGGGUCGCGACGUCGCCCUUGCAUCCCCUGAGGGCCUUGCCAUCAUCGACCUUGAUUCUCCCUAUAGCCCUCCGCGCCGCCUGAGCAGUCGCGGGCUGCCGUGGCUCGUUGUUGAUGUCCAAUGGUCGCCCUUUGCUGCCCGCGACUACUGGGUCGCAUCCACUGCCAACCACCGUUGUCUGGUCUGGAACCUCAACUUUCGCGAUGACUCGGCCUCUGGUCCCAUCGAGCACUCGCUACAGGGUCACAGCCGCGCCAUCACCGACAUCAACUUCUCGGCUCACCACCCUGAUCUGCUUGCGACAUGCUCCGUCGACGGCUACGUCCAUAACUGGGAUCUUCGUCGCCCACAGCAGCCUGCGCUGAGCUUUUGUGACUGGACCGCUGGUGCCACGCAAGUCAAGUUCAGUCGCCAGGAUCCGCACACGCUUGCGUCGUCUCACGACAGGCUCCUGCACAUCUGGGACGAAAGACGGCCGGUCGAGCCCGUCAAGACUAUCAUGGCGCACUCGUCCAAGAUCUAUGGAAUCGACUGGAAUCGCACGAGAGCGUCUGCGCUUGUGACAUGUUCGCUAGACAAGAGCAUCAAGUUUUGGGAUUACAAAAACGAGGGCGACGCCCCGGAACGUGUCAUCCGUACUGACUUCCCAGUCUGGCGUGCCAGGCAUACGCCCUUCGGCUGGGGUGUGCUUGCCAUGCCCCAGAAUGAGCCUGGUAAUCUCCACCUUUUUGAUGCUCGUUCCGGCGCUGGCGCUCCGCAAGACAGCAGGGACGAUCCUGUCUACAUAUUCAAGGGCCAUGGAGACCACAAGGCCAAGGAGUUCCUUUGGAGAAGCCGGGGAGGGGUAGAUGAUAACGGCAUUGACAAUCGAGACUUCCAGCUUGUCUCCUGGGGCGCAGACAAGGAGCUGCGAUUGGAGCGCAUGGAAGCAGAUGUGUUAGAAAAGGUCGGCUACGUCAAGGGCCAGCCCGCCCCCAAGGAUCUGGUCCUUACCCGCAAAGGCGCCACCUACAAGACCUUCCGCACCGUGGAUGACGGCGUGCACCGUGACAGAUGGAACGGCACCAUGACCGACCCUCGCGCAGGUCAUACCCCCAACCCUCUUCGGCGCAACGGCCUUGCCACCGGGAACCAGAGCACAUAUCACAAGCUCGCAUCUGCAUGGAGGGCGCCAUCUAUGAAAGCCAAGACCAUGGGCAAGGAAUCAAAUCGGAGCUUGGCCCAGAUAGGAUGGAUGAGAGGCGUGACGAUGAGUAAGCGUAAGACGCAAACCGGAACUUCGAGCAGCAACCGGGGCGCUCUAUCGCCCACCGAUCAGGACUCCAUUUUCGGCUCGGUAUAUCAUGAUAAUGAAUGGGGCGAACCCGAUACUCUCCAAGACGAGUUUGUUCGCCUAACCAGCCAACUACCAAACGUACAAUGGAAUCACAUUGAUAUGGACAAUCUUACAAUAAACGCCAGCCUCAAAGGACCAUGGGGUGUCAGUGGCGAUCCGAUACAUAUCAAGGUGAAAGUUGACAUACCCAAAAAGUAUCCCAAGUCGAAAGCCCCGAGGUUCUUCAUCGACAAGAGCUCAUUCAUGACGGAAGAAACACGCACCAAGAUUGAGAAUGAACUUUGUCUGCUAGUUGGCCAGUUUGCACAGCACAAGAAGAACUCUUUGGGGCCCGCGUUCGCUUACCUCCUCGGCGAGGUCGAUCUUGCUGGAAGCACCAGCUUUUUGAGGGACCUGGGCGAUUUGGACGAUAUGGACGACGAGGACGAAGACCUGGAGACCACGGGGAGGAUCGAAGGAGCCGAUGACGAGAGCUCCAGCGACAGUGAGUCGGAUAUACCGCCAGGGGGCUCGGCAGCCAUGUCGCAGGAGCUGCCUGAACCAACCACUGGCUCCGAUGCCCCGGCAGCACUUUCUGGAGGAUUCAGACAGACAGUCAUACCCGUAAAACGGACCUGCGGUGCACGGUUCUCUAAUGAUGGGAAGCUAGCAUGUUUCUUCCCGACCAAGGAGGAGAAGGCUAGGGCUUUGUUUCUCGUCAACACCGACUCCGUCCGGGAGCGAUCCAAGGGCGAGCCUAGAUUUGCGGGGUUUGGUCGGCUUUUGCAAACUUCGCAAUCACCCACGGGUCAUCGCAAUGCCGAUGAUUCUGCCAGCGAUGAUGGAUCAGGCGGAUCAGAUGCGGACGACUCGUCCUCAUCUUCCUCCUCUGACUCCGAGUUGGCAUCCAUGAACCGCAUCAGCUUCUGGUACAGACAGGGCCGUAGCAAAUUCCGAAAGUCGUGGAGCGCCAAUGAAUCCGUACGGUCGAGCGGUGGUGGAACCGGCACCGGCACCGGCACACAAGCCGGUACUAUCAGGGGAAGCAGGCGUGCCGCCACAGUCAAGGCCAAGAACAUUGUGUCGAUACACGAUAUGCGCGAUCUCAUCCCCUCCAAGCAGGCAUAUGCCAGGGAAUACGCCAUUUUUGGCGAUGGAGAGGAGGUUUGUGAACACAACGCGCAGGUGGCGGAGCGGCAUGGCGACAAAGACUUGAUGUACAUUUGGCGCUACGCCGGUCUCCUCCUGCGAUCUGAUAUACCUCUGCGGUUGAUAGAUGAGCAGCAGUUCUCGAGGAGUAAUGACCAUUCUUUCCUCGUGAUUGCCCGAGACGCCGUUUCUCGAUUUGGCAACACAUUGCCGUCACAAAAAGGAGACACGUUUCUGGGCAAGGUCAAAUGGGGUCAACAUCCCUUGGUACAUGACUUCAUCAGCGAUGUGUUUGCGUAUUUCGAGCAGCUAGCAGACAUCCAAAUGCUGGCUAUGCUCUCGUGCAUAUUUGGUGAUUCCUGGGCCAAGGACAGCCUGGCAUACGCAGAAUCGCAUCUCACGCAGCCACAGACACCGUUACCAAUGAAGGCCCCCUCGUUCUCCCUCGAGUACUUUCCGACCAAUCCCGAGCUAUGGCAUCAACAACAGCUGCAGUCGAAUUGGCAACAUCAACACCAUCACUUGCGCAGCCAGGCGAGCUCGGCCAUUACCACCCCACGCACGUCGCAAACGCCCAACCUGUACUCUUACUCGACUUCGCUUGGGUCCGAGCCUGGAGUCUGGCUUGGAGAUCCUGGAUCCUACUCGUGUGGAGAGACACCGCCGGCUACUGUGGGUAUCAGGGCUCCCCGCAGCCACCAUCAUUCGGCUGGAGAGGUGGACCAUACGCAAAGCCUAUCCACGUCUCCCAACACGCGCAUUGCAGGUUUUCGCAGGUCGAACUCGGCCGUCGCAGGGGCCCCAGGCCUGGCCGCAAGCUUGCCCCGCACACUGCAUAAUAUGGUUUCAUCAUCGCCACCUGAUGGGCCUACACGCAAAAGAGUCAGUCCCGCAGAGACCAUUCUGAACAACCUUGCACCAGCCGUUACGUGGGGUGCAUCAACUGUUUUCGGCGCCGGUGCAGGCGGCCGUCACGCUGACGCGGCAGCUGGGACAGCGGCGGUCGCUGCUGAGUUGAGGGCGGCGGCGGCGGCGGCAGCAGCAGCGGCGAGUGUGGCGGGAACGCGGACACCAUCAACUGACGGCAUCGAUGCGCCGUACAACAAUCUUGAAUCGAUGGUGGCAGUUAGCGUGAGCGUCAAACUCUUCAACGAGAGCAGUUUCGACGACGAUGGCUGGAUGACAACACCUUUUUUGGAGCCAAAGCGUGGGGCACUGUACGCUAGCUACCGCCACGCGUAUGCCGAGAUGCUGCAGGUCUGGGGCCAGCCUCUCGCAAGGCUCGAGAUUAUGAAGUUCAACAUACUCAAGGGCAGCGAUCGAAACGUGAACUCGCAAUCAAUGUUUGGACAACAAAACGAUGACGACGAGGACGGCGGGCACAAGGGCCAUCAAAACUCGCCUCAUGUAAGAGACACGGGUGCAACAGUCAAGGACGAAUACGGUGAAGAGGUUGCGGCCGGCACACCAUCGCCAACCCUCACUGUCAGCAAACGUAGGCAUCUCAAGAGUCUUAUGGGAUCAGGUCGCGGUCUAGAUGUCACGGGAAUCUGCAGAAUCCAUGAGACGAAUUUGGAACCUCUGCAGACCAGCGGCCGGCCCCUACCCAGCCAUUACGGCUCAGAACUUGUCUCGAUUGACGGGACGACAGCCGAGAUGACGAUAGGCGGCGCCGUGGGCACAUGCGACCGCUGUCAACACAGUCUGCAGUCGCAGCUGCGGUGUGUGUACUGCGCUGAGCCCAUUGCCGCCCUCUACCCGGCGUGUCUGGGUUGCGGGUGUCCGAGUCACGAGAAGUGCCUGGCCGAGUGGCAUGCAGCGGGAGAGCGACUGUGUCCUGCCGGCGACGAAUGCGACUGCGGGUCCGAGGCGGAUAACGGCAAGAUCGAGAGUUGGGCUGCCAUCCAGGCAGCGCUGCUAUCGGCUCGGAAAGUAGAAAAAGAGAGGCAGGCGGCGGCGGCGGCGGCGGCGGCGGUGACGACGACAGCGAGGGGCCGCAAGACUGUCCGUGUCGCAGGUGGGCCUCCGGCGAUGCUGAACUUAGCUCGGGAGGCCGGCGUUGCGGGGUUCGUGACGCCGCCCAUGGCGUCGCCCAACGCCGCGCGGCCCAGGAGGCGGAGCAUGCCGGGCGGGAUCGGACUACAUGAGCAAGAGCAACAUACACAAAAGCAGCACCACACAGGCGAUUCCGUGCGGAGGAUUCGCGAGGAGGAGGGUGAAGAUGGGGAUGACGCUAUGGACAGGGAAGGGUGGGAGAGCGUAAAUCUGCCCCCCGGCGGCAACGGGACGGGUUCGGGAGGGACGGCGACGCCUGCAGGUUCAAGGCUGCCGUCCGCCGCUGCACAUCUGAAUCGACUGCGGAAGCAGGUGGGAGAGAUGACUGGACGACCGUCGAUCCUGAGACAGAGGAGCGGCGGGGUGCUGCAGAAAAAAAUGCCCUAG
Molecule: messenger RNA, 5049 nt
Organism: Pyricularia pennisetigena
Lineage: Eukaryota; Fungi; Ascomycota; Sordariomycetes; Magnaporthales; Pyriculariaceae
Exons: 1
Coding region: 1-5049 (1682 amino acids)
Molecular function (GO): protein binding
Source: RefSeq, a predicted model, not a curated record